UGGGCGUGGCUUUGGGAGUGAGCGGGACGCUUGUCCCGCGAGGAGUUCUGCGGGAAGUGGCGGGAGCGGCAGCUAUGGAGUCGCAGGAGGAGAAAGAAGCCCAGGUUGCCACGUGGUUAAAAAAAAUAUUUGGAGAUCAUCCCAUUCCACAGUAUGAGGUGAACCCACGGACCACAGAGAUUUUGUAUCACCUUUCAGAACGCAACAGGGUCCGGGACAGGGACGUCCACCUGGUAAUAGAGGACUUGAAACAGAAAGCAAGUGAAUAUGAAUCAGAAGCCAAGCAUCUUCAAGACCUUCUUAUGGAGAGUGUGAAUUUUUCCCCUGCCAAUCUCUCUAGCACUGGUUCCAGAUAUCUGAAUGCUUUGGUCGACAGUGCAGUGGCCCUUGAAACAAAGGAUACCUCACUAACUAGUUUUAUCCCUGCAGUGAAUGAUUUGACCUCUGAUCUGUUUCGUACCAAAUCUAAAAAUGAAGAAAUCAAGGUUGAACUGGGAAAACUUGAAAAAAAUCUAACUGCAACUUUAGUGUUAGAAAAAUGUCUACAAGAGGAUCUCAAGAAGGCAGAAUUGCAUCUGUCCACAUUAAGGGCCAAAGUUGACCAUCGUCUUCAGAACAUGGACUUUCUGAAAGCAAAAUCAGAGGAGUUCAGAUUUGAAAUCAAAGCUGCAGAGGAGCAGCUUUCAGCCAGAGGCAUGGAUGCUUCUCUGUCUCAUCAGUCCCUAGUAGCACUGUCAGAGAAAUUGGCAGAGUUAAAACGACGGACUAUACCUCUGAAGAGAAAACUGGAGUCCUAUUUAGAUUUAAUGCCGAAUCCAUCUCUUGCUCAAGUGAAAAUUGAAGAAGCAAAGCGAGAAUUAGAUUCCAUUGAAGCUGAACUUACAAAGAAAGUGGAUAUGAUGGAACUGUGACCAGAGCCAAAAUAAACAACCUUUUCCCUAACAAAUUUAAUAGGACUUUAGAGAAUUUUUUUCCCUUUAUUAUUGCUUAAUAACGUAAUUUCUGUGUUCUUAGUAGAGAUGACAAUGUCAUUAUUGAUAGAAUAAUGGUUUCUUGUUGUAUAUUGCAUUUUCGUGCCCAGAUAUAAAGUUUUCAUAUUAAAAAACCUUUUCUCUUA
Messenger RNA from Propithecus coquereli (Coquerel's sifaka), 1117 nucleotides. RefSeq names its product HAUS augmin-like complex, subunit 1 (gene HAUS1). The transcript has 9 exons. The coding region runs from base 75 to 911 and encodes 278 amino acids. The record is from RefSeq and is a predicted model, not a curated record. Lineage: Eukaryota; Metazoa; Chordata; Mammalia; Primates; Indriidae. Gene Ontology annotation, cellular component: cytosol; HAUS complex. Gene Ontology annotation, biological process: spindle assembly; centrosome cycle.